Carassius auratus (goldfish) is the source of this 2093-nucleotide messenger RNA. Its product is annotated as MAM domain-containing glycosylphosphatidylinositol anchor protein 2-like. Gene Ontology annotation, cellular component: axon; neuronal cell body; plasma membrane. NCBI's taxonomy places the organism in Eukaryota, Metazoa, Chordata, Actinopteri, Cypriniformes, Cyprinidae. The coding region runs from base 149 to 2026 and encodes 625 amino acids. The record is from RefSeq and is a predicted model, not a curated record. The transcript has 8 exons. Gene Ontology annotation, biological process: synapse organization; homophilic cell-cell adhesion. Gene Ontology annotation, molecular function: axon guidance receptor activity.
UGCUCAAGGACAUGUGCGUUUACACGAUUAACAAUAUGAGGAUUCGUGCUUCGAUACAGAGUGAUGAGCUGGAGAGAGGGAUGUGUUUGACGCAUGAUUGUGAUGCUUUCGCUCUGUUCUCUUCACAGCGCCUCCGACCGUCCGGAUCAUGCACUCGGGUCACGCGUGUAACGUGGAGGAGGAGCGUUACUCUGAGAGGGUUUACACCAUCCGAGAGGGAGAGAUGCUCGAGCUCACCUGCCUGGUCACCGGACAUCCUCGACCACAGAUUCGAUGGACCAAGACAGCAGGAAGUGUUUCGGACCGAUUCCAGGACUCCAGUGUGUUCAACGAAACACUCCACAUCGCCAAGAUCCAGAGACAUCAAGGCGGACGCUAUUACUGCAAGGCCGAGAACGGACUGGGUUCACCGGCCAUCAAGUCCAUCAGGGUGGACGUCUACUAUCUGGACGAGCCUGUGGUGACGGUUCAUCAGAGUAUCGGUGAAGCUAAAGAGCAGUUCUACUACGAGCGGACGGUGUUUCUGCGCUGCAUCGCUAACUCCAACCCUCCCAUCCGCUACAGCUGGUUCCGCGGACGAGACGUUCUCUCGCAAGGCUCUGAUAAAGGUGUGGAGAUCUACGAGCCCUUCUUUACCCAGCUCCAGGGGGAAACUAAGAUCUUGAAGCUGAAGAACCUGAGACCCAAGGACUACGCCAACUACAGCUGCAUCGCCUCCGUCAGGAACGUGUGCGGCAUCGCCGACCGCAGAGUCGUCUUCAGACUCACCAACAAAACUGCUCCCGCCUCCAUCAAGCUGCUGGUGGAGGAUCCGAUCGUGGUGAAUCCGGGUCAGACGGUGUCUCUGGUCUGCAUCACCACCGGAGGAGAGCCGACGCCGAGCCUGAACUGGACCCUCAGCUCCGGAUCUCUGCCGGAGAAGAGUCUGAUGAAAGACGGGACGCUCACACUGCCAGCCAUCGCCUCGGAGGACGCCGGCAUCUACAGCUGCAUCGCCAGCAACAACGUGGGCAACCCGGCCAAGAAAUCCACCACCAUCAUCGUUAGAGCGCUGAAGAAGGGCCGCUUCUGGAUCACUCCGGACCCGUACCAUAACGACGAUAACAUCCAGAUCGGCCGCGAGGUGAAGAUCUCGUGUCAGGUGGAGGCCACGCCGCCCGAGGAGCUGCAGUUCAGCUGGCUGAAGAACGGCCGGCCGUUACGCAGCUCCGAGCGCAUGGUCAUCACACAGACUGACCCCGACAUCUCGCCCGGAACCACCAACCUGGACAUCAUCGACCUCAAGUUCACCGACUUCGGCACCUACACCUGUGUAGCAGCUCUCAGAGGAGGAGCCAUCCCCGAAAUCAGCAUCGACGUCAACAUCUCCUCCACCACUGUCCCUCCUCUGUUUUUCUCUUUCUUAGUUCCUCCGAACCUGACCGUACCGCGGGGCAAGUCUCCGAUGGCGGUGCGGGAGGGAGACACGGUGGAGCUGGAGUGCCUUGUUUCAGGGAAACCCAAGCCCAUCAUCCUGUGGUCUCGGGCGGAUAAGGAGGCGCCGAUGCCGGACGGCAGCAUGCAGAUGGAGACCUACGACGGCGUUCUGCGCAUCGUUAACGUGUCGCGAGAGAUGAGCGGAUCCUACCGCUGCCAGACCAGCCAGUACAACGGCUUCAACGUCAAGCCCAGAGAAGCUGUGAUCGAGCUCAUCGUGCGCUAUCCUCCGGCGGUGGAGCCGGUGUGGCAGGAGGUGCGGCAGGGUUUGGGUCGGACGGUGUCCAUGAACUGUCGUGUUCUUCGGGCUCAUCCGUCCCGCGUGCUGCGCUACGAGUGGAGGCUGGGCUCACGGCUGCUGCACGCCGGCACCUUCGACUCGCGCGACGACACCGACUACACCGUACGCAACCUGGCGCGGGAGGGCUACGGCGAGUACACCUGUGACAUCAUCAACGAGGUGGGGCCUGGACGCUGCACCUUCCUGGUGACCGGUGAGACUCCUCCCACUCGACAUCACCCUGCGGCAGAGUGCUUUAACUUCCAUUGAAUCUUUUAGGUUUUUAGACCCGACGCGUCUAGACUCUUUCUCUGCUGUGUUUGGCUCUGUGGUUUAG